Molecule: messenger RNA, 3896 nt
Organism: Chelmon rostratus (copperband butterflyfish)
Lineage: Eukaryota; Metazoa; Chordata; Actinopteri; Chaetodontiformes; Chaetodontidae
Gene: b4galnt4a
Product: beta-1,4-N-acetyl-galactosaminyl transferase 4a
Exons: 20
Coding region: 1-3879 (1292 amino acids)
Cellular component (GO): Golgi cisterna membrane
Molecular function (GO): acetylgalactosaminyltransferase activity
Source: RefSeq, a predicted model, not a curated record
AUGCUGCGCUUCCCCGUGAAGAAGAUCCGGAAGCAGUUCAAGCUCCUGCUGCUGCUGGUGCUGCUCACCUCCGCCGUGUGGUUCACCUACCUGCACAUCAACCAGGGCAAGACCAUCAAACUCCACUUCAACUACGGAAAAGAUGGAGACAGACAGACAGAGGGGACGGACGCCAGCCGCAAGAGGGACGCUCGCUCCUCGGCCGGCCACCACAAGAGCGAGGACACCAGCGACAGCAGGGAGGACGAGGCUGCAGAUGAUGAGGCAUUCACAGGAGGGGCUGAUGGCAGAGACCAUACCCACAUCCGGAAGUUCCUCAGCCAGCACCACAAGAAGUUGCCAUGGAAGCCAGAGUAUAAGGGCCAGGCCAACCUGCAUGUGUUUGAGGACUGGUGUGGCUCCUCUAUAGCCCAGCUCAGAAAGAACCUGCACUUCCCUCUCUACCCUCAUACCAGAACCACAUUGAGGAAGUUGGCAGUGGCUCCGAAGUGGAAAAACUACGGCCUGAGAAUAUUUGGCUUCCUCCACCCUUACAGAGAUGGAGAUUUCCAGUUCUCGGUAUCGUCUGAUGAUAACUCUGAGUUCUGGCUGAGUCCUGAUGAGAGCCCUCUCAACGCCAGACUCCUGGUCUAUGUAGGACAGCUGGGUACAGAGUGGACUGCUCCAGGCGAGUUCAGCAAGUUCAGGUCCCAGUCCUCCAAGUCUGUGCACCUGAUCUCGUCCAGACAAUACUACUUUGAGAUACUCCACAAGCAGGACGACAAGGGCUCGGAUCACGUGGAGGUCGGGUGGCGUCCAUUCCUCCCUGGUCUGAAAUAUGAAGUGAUAGACUCAGCCUACAUCUCCCUGUAUGCAGAUGAGUCUAAUCUGAAGAUGAACAGUGUCGAUCACAUCCCCCAGACCUUGGCCAGUCACAUUCGUCUCCCAGAGGACUCUCAGCCACAGGGUCUAGAGGGAGGCAGCAUCGUGCAGCACGGAGCAGAUAUGCUGAAGCCGGACCCCAGGGACACCUUCUACAGCACUCCUAUGAUCGACCCCUCCCGACUGGAAAACAUUCUUCCGGCCUGUCUCUACUCUCCAACCUAUGUGGUCAAAGAUUUUCCCAUUGCCAGAUACCAGGGCCUGCAGUUUGUCUACCUAUCCUUCGUUUACCCCAAUGACUUCACACGUCUCACCCACAUGGAGCGAGAGAACAAGUGUUUCUACAGAGAGUCCCCUAUCUACUUGGAGAAGUUUGGUUUCUACAAAUAUAUGAAGAUGGAUGAGGAGGAAGACGACAGACCGUUUUUCUUCCCCAACCCAGAUGAUUUCCUGGAGGAAGAGGAGGUGGUAGAUACAGAGGAUGAGGCAGAGAUCGUUGGCACUCAGCCGCCCAAGAAGCCCUCUCAUCCCAGCCAGACCAGCCACACUUCCAACCCCUCCCACCAGCACUCAAAGCCUGGGCCCACACAAGGUGGCAGAGAGGGGGAAGCGGAGGAGGAGGACCCCGAUGAAGACGAGGAGGGAGCAGUCAACAGCAUCAUACGCCACAGAGAAAGGAGGCACUUUCCUCACAGAGAUGGACAGAUUGGUAGGGAUCUGGACAGAGACUGGGGAAGGGAUCAUACAAGAGGCAACAUGAGACACGAUACUAGGAGGGGACUUGAAGAGCCUCAAUCCAGGGCGUUUCAGCCUGACAUGGACAGUGUGGUCCGGGGUCGCUCCCUGUCUUGGAUACGCACUGGUCCUGCAGAGUUGGGCCCUGGCAGGAAAGGAGGAGGAACAGGUGGUGGAGGAGGAGGACUACCAGGUGGUGGUGGAGGAGGAGGAGGAGAGAAAGGAGUUGAGACUCCGCCUAAACUGAGCAAGUCGACACUCCUUUUCCCCCAAAAGUCCUCCCUCUCUGCCCUUGCCAGCCGAGCCAAGCAGAUCCUCAGCAACUCCGCCCAUAGCAACAACCUCCAAAUGAACAACAAUAAACUCACUGGAAACAAGAAGGAGAAGAGGGAGGAGAACAAGAUUUACAUCACCAGGCCUCGACCUGCCAAGGAGAGGGAGAGGGAGAGGGAGCAGCGACGAGAGAGGAGAGAGGAGAGGGCAUCUCACCACCCUAGAGAGGUGUUCCCGGGGGUCUUUCUGUACCAAACUGGCAAGACCACUAGACUGGUCAACCUGGGUGCCAAAGGACAUGCUGGGGGAGGCAUAACAGGAGUUAAAAGUCUUGUCAGUGCCCCUCAGCUUUGGCCCAAUCCCCCAACAAAGGAAGGGAAGACAUCUCCUCACAAUGGAAGCAUCAACACACAGAAUGAAAGUGUACAGAAGUCUGCCAACAGGGCAGCAGGGGCAAAACCGGUGAAAAGCAAGAGGAAGGGGGAGCGCCAGAAUUUAAAGACUACUGUAACUGCUGACCUGCCCAGCAAGGGGGACCCAGUAACCCCACUGUCCCAUCAUCAAGAAGCCCCUUCACCUCCAGUUACCCCACCAAAGUUAAACUCCACAGAAAACAUGCUCCAGGGUCAAUCACGUGUUACCUCUUACCUCAGGACCUCUGAGAUCACAGAGUCCCAGCAGCAGCCAGACCCAGACCCCAAUCCGGCAGAGCUCGACCAGGAUGCAAACCGCUCUAAUCCUGACCCCGACCCUGAUCCUGAGCCAGAACCAGAAGAGGGCGAGAUGUCGGACUACAGCUACGAGGAGGUAGAGGCCCGGCCAGGGUGGGCAGAGGAGAGCAUCAACUGGCAGAGGACCUUCUCAGUCAAUCCGAUGGACUUUGAGCUGCUGCGCUCUGACUGGAAUGACCUGCGCUGCAAUGUGUCCGGCAACCUCCAGCUGGCAGAGAGUGAAGUGGUGGAUGUGCUGGCACAGUACAUGGAGAAACUCAACGAACGCAACGGAGGAAUCUACACCCUGCUGCGAAUCAUCAACGUCGAGAAGCGGCGUGACUCGGCGAGAGGGAACCGUUACCUGGUGGAGCUGGAGCUGAUGGAGAGAGGCCGCAGCGUGGUGCGUCUGUCGGAAUACAUUUACCUGCUGCUCCACCGCAGCAGACAAGGAGAGGAGAGUCUAGAGAACACUGACUUCGCCCCGGCCUCGGUACCGGCGUCGGCCCCGUCCGCUGCGACGUCCAGCCUCGCCACCCCAGCGCCAGCUCCCUCCACCAGGUCCCCCGCCCGGCCCGGAGCCACCCCCUGGAGCACCGCCUAUGCUAAGCCUUUGCUCUGCCAGCCGGUCAUGCUGCAGUGGAGGAAAGAUGUCAUGGUGCACUUUGUGGUGCCAGUGAAAAACCAGGCUCGCUGGGUACAGCAGUUUAUCUCUGACAUGGAGAAUCUUCAUCGCCAAACAAAGGAUGACAAUUUCAGCAUCAUCAUUGUCGACUUUGAGAGCGAAGACAUGGACGUGGAGCAGGCGCUUAGGGAGAGCGGCGUGCCAAGAUAUGAGUAUUUAAGGAGGGAAGGAAACUUUGAGCGCUCGGCUGGACUGCAGAUCGGAGUGGACACUAUCGAGGAUAGUCACAGCAUCGUGUUCCUGUGUGAUCUGCACAUCCACUUCCCUCUCAACAUCCUGGAAAGCAUCAGGAAGCACUGUGUGGAGGGACGCCUCGCUUUUGCUCCCAUUGUCAUGAGACUCGGCUGCGGCAGUUCGCCACAUGAGCCUGAUGGCUACUGGGAGGUAAACGGCUUCGGCCUGUUUGGAAUCUAUAAAUCUGAUUUUGAUAAGAUUGGAGGCAUGAACACCGAGGAGUUCAAAGACCGCUGGGGUGGAGAGGACUGGGAGCUGCUGGACAGGGUACUGCAGAAUGGUUUGGAGGUUGAGAGACUACGCUUGAGAAACUUCUUUCACUACUACCACUCCAAACGAGGCAUGUGGAACGCCCAAAACAAAAAAACUCCCAAGGGAUAGCGCCUCCCCUGGUGGUC